This is a messenger RNA of Racocetra persica, 219 nucleotides long. Lineage: Eukaryota; Fungi; Glomeromycota; Glomeromycetes; Diversisporales; Gigasporaceae. The record is from the annotation of a GenBank genome assembly.
UAUACCAUUAUGAUCAUCAACACCUUAUUGACAAAAUUGUCUGUCUUACCAAUGCAGACGAUCAUGCAUUGAGGACAACUGGGUUGUCAUGCCCAAUGAAUAAUAUGGAUCUUUGUGAUUAUGAUAAUAUUGAUGCUAAUAAUCUUACUGAAACUAGUAAAACUAUUAGAGCUUCUCAAGAUAAUUUAAAAACUAUCACCAUUAUAUCCACCAGCUCUA